AUCACUCUAGGCUACAGAACUCUGCUUUCAGAAGGGGACACAGCAGGUGUGAGUCCUGGUGACUGCCAUUACCUGUGCCUUAGAGAUGGCUCUGCAGAUCCCCAGCCUCCUCCUCUCAGCAGCAGUGGUGGCGUUGAUGGUGCUGAGCAGCCCAGGGACUGAGGGCGGAGACUCCCAAAGGCAUUUCGUGUACCAGUUCAAGUUCCAGUGCUACUUCACCAACGGGACGCAGCGCAUACGGCUCGUGACCAGAUACAUCCACAACCGGGAGGAGUACCUGCGCUACGACAGCGACGUGGGCGAGUACCGCGCGCUGACCGAGCUGGGGCGGCCGGACCCCGACUACUACAAUAAACAGUACCUGGAGCGAACGCGGGCCGAGCUGGACGCGGUGUGCAGACACAACUACGAGGGGCCGGAGACCCACACCUCCCUGCGGCGGCUGGAACAGCCCAAUGUCGCCAUCUCCCUGUCCAGGACAGAGGCCCUCAACCACCACAACACACUGGUCUGCUCGGUGACAGAUUUCUACCCAGCCAAGAUCAAAGUGCGCUGGUUCCGGAACGGCCAGGAGGAGACGGUGGGGGUCUCGUCCACACAGCUUAUUAGGAACGGGGACUGGACCUUCCAGGUCCUGGUCAUGCUGGAGAUGACCCCUCAGCGGGGAGAGGUCUACACCUGCCACGUGGAGCAUCCCAGCCUGCAGAGCCCGGUCACUGUGGAGUGGCGGGCACAGUCUGAGUCAGCCCAGAGCAAGAUGCUGAGCGGCAUCGGGGGCUGCGUGCUCGGGGUGAUCUUCCUCGGGCUCGGCCUUUUCAUCCGUCACAGGAGUCAGAAAGGACCUCGAGGCCCUCCUCCAGCAGGGCUCCUGCAGUGAUUCAGUGUUUUGACUGAGUUGACUGUCUUAGAUUGUAAGGCCUGCAUGUCCCUGCUCUGAAUUCCUGACUGCCAGUCUACCUGCCACUCUGUGACUCAGAGUCUUCCAUGGUACUAGUGUAUCCACCACCUCAGCUCUUGUGAUCUGGAGUCCCCCAGUCUCCGUCUGUAGCUCUGCCCCUGGGUGAUUCCAGAGACUCCAUGUGUACAGCAGCACCCCAGGCUUUCUGUCUCCACUCUGUAGUAAACCAAUGCUUAUCCCCUCCUAGAUUACAAAUAAACGAAACUCAGACUCUG
Mus pahari (shrew mouse) is the source of this 1173-nucleotide messenger RNA. Its product is annotated as H-2 class II histocompatibility antigen, A-S beta chain. Lineage: Eukaryota; Metazoa; Chordata; Mammalia; Rodentia; Muridae. The record is from RefSeq and is a predicted model, not a curated record. Bases 86 to 877 code for a protein of 263 amino acids. The transcript is spliced from 6 exons. Gene Ontology annotation, cellular component: membrane; MHC class II protein complex. Gene Ontology annotation, biological process: positive regulation of T cell activation; antigen processing and presentation of exogenous peptide antigen via MHC class II; immune response. Gene Ontology annotation, molecular function: MHC class II protein complex binding.